UUUGGCCUCAAUUUUCCGUUUUUUUUUUUUUUGGCGCAGCGCAACACAGCGCCGAGUUGUUGAAACUUAUAUGCUGAUUAAAGGUAAACCUUGUUCGAUUGCCAUUUCUCCUCUGUUGGCAGUGUGUGCGAUUGCAUCUGUAAAGUUUCCGACUUUUCUAGGUUAGUCGUCGAUCUCAAAACCCUAAGAACACUAUUUAGUCGGAAAGCAAGUGUGAAGAUGGAUGAUAUUCAUUUGGAGAUGGACAAUAAUCCAGUGGGAGUUGAAGAGGAGAUCGGAGUAGCGGAGCCAUGUGUUGGGAUGGAGUUCGAUUCGGAGAAAGAAGCCAAAUCAUUCUACGACGAGUACGCUAGGCAGCUCUCCUUCAGUUCCAAACCCCUUACUGUUACGACAGAUUCUUCUUGUGCUCGUGAAUUCGUAUGCAGCAGCAAAAGGUCGAGACGAAGGCCUGCUGAAAUCUGCGAUGCAAUGCUUAGGAUAGAGCUCAAAGGUGGUGUGGAUAAUAACAACAAAUGGGUUGUCACCAAGUUCGUCAAAGAGCACAGCCAUGGACUAGCAACUCCCACCACGCUCCACUGUCUUCGCCCUCGCAGGCAUUUCGCGAGUUCCGACAACUCUAAUGUGCCUAGCGGUAUGAUGUAUGUUUCCAUGGACGGGACCCGAGCUAGAGUUGCUUCUAAGGAUUCCAAGAGAACGCUCGGGCGUGACGCGGGUAACCUCUUGGAGUAUUUCAAGAGGAUGCAGGCGGAGAACCCUGGCUUCUUCUACGCGGUUCAGCUUGAUGAUGAUAGUAAUCAGAUGACUAAUGUUUUCUGGGCUGAUUCUAGGUCUAGGAUUGCUUAUACUCGCUUUGGCGACACCGUUACGCUGGAUACGAGGUACAGGUGGAGUCAGUUUCUUGUUCCUUUUGCGCCCUUUACUGGUGUGAACCAUCAUGGUCAGGCUAUCCUUUUCGGCUGUGCGCUUAUUCUUGACCACUCCGAGGCUUCCUUUACCUGGCUCUUCAAGACUUUUCUAACCGCCAUGAGAGAUCACCCUCCUCUCUCUUUGGUGACUGAUCAAGUUAGAGCCAUACAGGUCGCUGCUGCUCAGGUGUUUCCCGGUGCUCGUCACUGUAUUAACAAGUGGGAUGUGCUUAGCGAAGGUCAGGAAAAGCUGGCUCAUGUCUGUCUCGCCUAUCCUAGCUUUCAGGUGGAGCUGUAUAACUGUAUCAACUUCACCGAGACGAUAGAGGAGUUUGACUCAUCUUGGAGUUCCAUCAUUGAAAAGUAUGACUUGGGAAGACAUGAAUGGCUUUCUUCUAUAUAUAACGCUCGAGCUCAGUGGGUACCUGUUUUUUUCCGGGAUUCAUUCUUUGCUGCAGUCUUCCCUACACAAGGUUCUUUUUUUGAUGGGUAUGUGAAUCAGCAGACAACACUUCCCAUGUUCUUUAGGCUCUACGAGAGGGCUAUGGAGAGCUGGUUUGAGAUGGAGAUUGAAGCCGAUCUUGACACUGUCAGCACCCCUCCAAUCCUGAAGACUCCAUCGCCCAUGGAGAGCCAGGCUGCAAAUCUGUAUACACGGAGAAUCUUUGAGAAGUUUCAGGCAGAGUUGGUGGAGACAUUUGCUUACACUGCAAACAGAAUUGAUGAUGAUGGUACUGCCACCACUUUUAGGGUUGCGAAAUUUGAAAAUGACAACAAAGCUUAUAUGGUGUCCUUUUGCUACCCGGAAAUGAGAGCAAACUGCAGCUGUCAAAUGUUUGAGCAUUCCGGCAUACUCUGCCGACACGUUCUGACAGUGUUUACUGUCACAAAUAUACUCACUUUGCCACCGCAUUAUAUUCUGGGAAGGUGGACUAGAAAUGCCAAGAGCCUUGCAGAGAUGGAUGAGCAUGUUAGUGAUGGCUUGUUACACCGCUACAACCAUUUAUGUCGUGAGGCCAUCAAGUAUGCUGAGGAAGGUGCGGCUACACCUGAGACUUAUAAUAUUGCUUUUGGAGCACUAAGAGAAGGUGGAAAGAAGGUUUCAGCUGUCAGGAAAAGUGUUGGUAGAGCUGCACCUCCUAGCUCACACGGUGGUGAUGCAAAGACCUCGCUAUCAGCAUCUGACUCAACCCCUCUGCUGUGGCCCCGUCAGGAUGAAAUGACCCGCAGAUUUAAACUUAACGAUGGUGGGGCCAGAGCUCAAUCUGUUGCUGAUUUGAAUCUGCCGCGUUUGGCACCAGUGUCCCUUCACCGAGAUGAUGGUGCUCCUGAGAACAUGGUAGCUCUUCCAUGUCUUAAGUCAAUGACUUGGGGGAUGGAGAGUAAAAAUACAAUGCCGGGUGGCAGAGUUGCGGUUAUCAAUUUAAAGUUGCACGAUUACAGAAAGUUUCCCUCAGCGGAUAUGGAGGUCAAGUUUCAGCUAUCUAGCGUUACACUUGAACCUAUGUUAAGGUCUAUGGCUUACAUCAGCGAGCAACUCUCAGCUCCAGCGAAUAGAGUUGCUGUCAUCAAUUUGAAGCUGCAAGAUACUGAGACAACAACAGGAGAAUCAGAGGUCAAGUUUCAGGUGUCCCGGGAUACACUAGGGGCAAUGUUGAGAUCAAUGGCCUAUAUCCGUGAGCAGCUCUCUGUUGUUGGAGAUCAACCGACAGAACCACAAGGGAAGAAGCAACGCAAGUGAUGUUGAAAGGGAGAAGCAACCACGGAAACCUUUUCUAAAAGAACUUUUUAAACGUAGGAAGAUUCCUCAUUAGGAAUCGUUUGUUCAAUCUUUGUGAUUGAUGUUGUACGAUACAACGUGUAAUAUGUGCAAAUGUGGAGAAACAGGUGGGGGCAUUGAGUCUUGAAUCAAGCCAGGUUUUGAAUUGUAUAUAUCCUUUUUCAGACAUUGAUGAACCCAUCCGCUUGAAUGCAACAUUAGAUUUGAUUGAUGGUCACAGUGAAUUAUUUUUUUCUGUU
Brassica oleracea var. oleracea is the source of this 2924-nucleotide messenger RNA. Its product is annotated as protein FAR1-RELATED SEQUENCE 3. The record is from RefSeq and is a predicted model, not a curated record. Gene Ontology annotation, biological process: regulation of DNA-templated transcription. The coding region runs from base 220 to 2646 and encodes 808 amino acids. Lineage: Eukaryota; Viridiplantae; Streptophyta; Magnoliopsida; Brassicales; Brassicaceae. Gene Ontology annotation, molecular function: zinc ion binding. The transcript has 5 exons.